Messenger RNA from Paramecium sonneborni, 1949 nucleotides. The record is from the annotation of a GenBank genome assembly. NCBI's taxonomy places the organism in Eukaryota, Ciliophora, Oligohymenophorea, Peniculida, Parameciidae.
AUGUUUCAACGUAAAUCAGAGGUUGGAGAAGAGUAAGGAGAAACAGUAAUAGCACUUUACUCUUAAUAAACAAAUAUGAGUUACAUUCCUCCUGUAUAUUUAAAAAAUGGUCCAAAUUAAAAUAGAUCUUGUACAAAUGUAUGUUGCUGCUUGUUGUUUUUGUUGUCUAUAGGAGCUUUAGGAUAUUUUUAUUUUUUGACUUACAGUAGUCAAUAAAUAGAGAGACUCUACACUCCAGUGGAUUCUGAAGGAAGAGAAUGUGGAUAAGGAAAUUUGAAUAAGUUUCCGUUGAUAUAUUUCGUAACACCAGAAGAGGUGAGAUAUUUAAAUAAUUGGUUUAGUAAUAUUUAUAUAGAACAGUUUGUGUUUAAAAGUGUCCAAAAAAAGAAGAUAAGGAAUUAUUAUGUGCAACAAAUAAAUUAAUAAAAGACUGUCAUAAUAAUCCAAGUCCAUCUGAUCCAUUAAAACGAGUUUUAAUAUAUGAAUCUCAUUCAUAUUCAGGAAAUAUCUGUCUGCCUGUAGAUGAUAAAUACCAAAAAAUAGUAUAGCCAGCAAUUUUAGUAGGUGAAAUUUAAUAAGCUUUAGUGAAUACCAAAGCAAAUUUACCAAUCAUAGCUAUAAGUGGAGGAGCUGCCUUUUUAUUGGCAUUCUUUUUCACUAUUAUGAUUGGAUUAUGUACUACACUAAUUGUUUAUGUAUUCAUAUUAGUCUAUAUUUCUUUAACAGGAUUUCUUAGUGCUUAUUUUCUGUUAUAUUUUAUGAGAUCUCCUUUAGAGUAUGUAUUCUUUAAAUCUUAAUUAGUUUAUUCCCUUAUUUUGAUAAAAGUAUAUAUGCAUGGAGUCCAUAUAUGUUAGGAGCUUCAAUAACAUUUGGAGUAUUGUGUAUUUAUGCAAUAUUUACAUUAUGUUGGAACUUAAGAAAGAUGAAAUUUAUGAUAUCACUUGUUAAAUUAGCAACUACUUUCUUAUAUAAAAACAAAACAAUAAUUAUUGUUCCCAUUGUGUUCUUUGCACUUGUAAUGUCAACUCUAUUGAUAUGGAUUGCAAGUGCCUUGGCUGUACUAUCUGAAUAAUAAAGAGACUAUUCUUUAGAUGAAUAAAUAUAUCCAUUUGAAAAGAUUUAACUCAAAUUCGAUACUAUUAUUAAAUUGAUGAUUACUGUACUUGCUUUAAUUUGGUUAAUGCAAUACAUAUUAUCUUUGGCAAGAUUCCUUAAUGCUUCAACUGCAACUCUAUGGUACUUUCAUGCAUCUUCCAAUAAAGGAUUUGUUUAUGAUAGUUUUAAAUUAGCUGUGAGAUAUCAUAAUGGAAGUAUAACAGCUGAAGCUAUUUACAGUUUCUUUUUUAGUGGGAUUGCUAAACUAUUCAAUCUAAUUUAUGUAAAAUAUUCAAUUUAAUCAUUUAUAGGAUUCAUUGAAUCGAUGUAGAUUGAAGAGACAUAAUCUUAUUUUAAAUUGUUUUGCAUCAUUUUCAUUAUGUUUAUGUUGUCUUUGUGAGAAUUUCAUUAUGUACAUUAACAAUUAUGCAUUCGUUUAUAUUGUAAUGACAUCAGCAGAUUACUUUGAAUCAAGCAAGGCUGUUCAUUUUACUAUCAAAAGAAAUAAUUAAGAUUUUGAGACUCUUUCUGGAUUAGGGGAACAAUUUACUCAUUAUAGUAAAAUGUUCAUAUUUCUGGUUACUACCUUUGGAACAUUUAUUUAUGUUAAAGAAUAAACAGAUUUUACACUUCAAUUGUAUACUUUUGUUAUAAUUGCAUUUAUCACAUUGUCAAUAGCCACAUUAUUUAUGGAUAUGUUUGGACAAAGUGCAGAUGCCUUAAUUUUAGCAUACUUUACUGAUUGUGAAGUGUAGAAGUAUCAUUUUGGACUUGAUGAGUGUGGUUCAUGUCCUCCAUAAAUAAAGGAUUAAGUAUAAAAUAUAAGGGAAAAAUAAAAGAUUUACUAUGGUUGA